Molecule: messenger RNA, 5246 nt
Organism: Pomacea canaliculata
Lineage: Eukaryota; Metazoa; Mollusca; Gastropoda; Architaenioglossa; Ampullariidae
Product: proline dehydrogenase 1, mitochondrial-like
Exons: 13
Coding region: 260-2137 (625 amino acids)
Cellular component (GO): mitochondrion
Molecular function (GO): FAD binding; proline dehydrogenase activity
Source: RefSeq, a predicted model, not a curated record
GGACACACCCCUCCCUGCAUGCGCGCGCAGUCGGCGACUGAGUGCAGGUCACGUGGAGUUGUUGAUAUCCUCGCACCGACAUCUGAACGUGAGACAAAACAAACUUCGUGGUCUGUAGGAAGACUGUGGUAACAACAUGGACUGUGGUGGUAGUGGAAGUCUUGAUGUUGUGAGUGUCGUGUAGCUGUGAACACCGACAGGUAAUAACGGCGGUCUGACAGGAAGCCACUGCGCGCCUUUCCUGUGGUGGUGAGCCGCAAUGGCCUGUGUGGUGAGGUUGGGUCGUGUCCUUCGUGGGUACACAAACAGCUCACACAGAGCGUUUCUGAGAAACAACAUCCACCCGGUUUCGUGUAAAUCGACUUUGUCAUCGUUUAAAAGAGAAGAGGACCCGUGUAAGAAGAGUUCAGAUGUCAAACCGGUCAUCAAUGAACCAACAGUUCGCAAACAUCCCAAGCUCGACCUGGAGUUUAAUUGUGCUGAGGAGGCCUACAGGAGCAAAUUCACUUCCGAACUUGUGAGAGCUCUGCUGGUGUUUAGCCUGUGUUCCAUCGAUACUCUUGUCGAUAACCAGAAGAAGUUGUUGCAAUGGUCCAGACAAAUUCUGGGCAAGCGUCUGUUCCGACUUCUUAUGCAGCAGACCUUCUAUGGUCACUUUGUGGCUGGCGAAGACCAGGAAGCUAUCAAACCUGUUGUGAUCAGGAACCAGAGUUUUGGGGUAAAGUCCAUUUUAGACUACAGUGCCGAAGAGGACAUUUUGCCUGAAGAAGCUGUAAAGGCAGAGAUGAUGAGCUGUACACCAGAAAACAACUCAUCACACAAAAUGGCAUCUGCUCAGUUUCAAGCCUACGAAGAGUUUGGUGAUCGACGAGACAAAGUCGUCAGUGCCAGGACAUAUUUCUAUGAGGAUGAAAAACACUGUGAUCAAAACAUGGAGAUAUUUCUUAACUGUAUUGAUGCUGUAUCAUAUGCCACAGAGAAAUCAGGACUUGCAGCAAUCAAACUCACAGCAUUAGGGAAACCACAGUUACUGCUUCAGAUGUCAGACGUUCUCAACACAGUGAAAAAUUUCUUUGCUCUUGUCUCCUCGACACCAUCUGGUGAUUAUGAAACAGGAGAGAGAAGGUUUGCAGUGGAAGAUUUUGAUAAGCGACUGUGCGAAAUGGGUGUCAGUUUAGCUGAGAUGGGAUCCAGAAAAUGGGUGUCCAUCCUGGACAUUUCUGGCAACAGGGAGGUGGACUUGCUGGACUGGUGCAACCUGCUUGAGAUAAACCGCAGUCUUUCAAAACUUUUUGUUGUUCCUGAUCUCAAGACAGGAAAAUUGCGACCCCUAGUGGAUUGUCUGAGUGAAAAAGAAGAGGAACAGAUGAAGAAUAUGUUGCGACGUGUCAACACUAUAGCCAAGUAUGCAUCAGAAAAGCAGGUGCGAAUCAUGGUAGAUGCAGAACAAACUUAUUUCCAGCCAGCCAUUAGCCGUCUGACGAUGGAGAUGAUGCGCAAGUUUAACAAAGAACGCAGUGUUAUUUUCAACACAUAUCAGUGUUACCUCAAGCAAGCCUUCAACAACAUAGUAGUUGAUCUUGAUCUGGCCAGGCGUGAAGACUUUUACUUUGGCGCCAAAUUGGUGAGAGGAGCAUAUAUGGAACAGGAGCGAGAGCGAGCCAAGACCAUAGGGUAUGAGGACCCCAUCAAUCCCACCUAUGAGGCCACAACAGACAUGUACCACAUGGUCAUGGAGGAAGUCAUGCGCCAGGUUAACUUGCGAGAACGAGGAAAAAUUGCAGUUAUGAUUGCCAGUCACAAUGAAAACACUGUGCGCCAUGCUGUGCAGUUGAUGAAGUAUUACAACAUUGGUCCUGAUGAUCGAUUGAUUUGUUUUGGUCAACUUCUGGGUAUGUGUGACCAUGUCAGCUUUCCUCUUGGCCAGGCAGGUUAUUCUGUUUAUAAGUACGUGCCCUUUGGCCCAGUGGAUGAAGUGUUGCCAUACCUGUCUCGCCGUGCCAUGGAAAAUCGUGGUGUCUUGGCAAAGGUACAAAAGGAAAAACAACUUUUACGUCAAGAGAUUUUUCGCAGACUACGAAAUGGGCAGUUUUUCUAUAAACCUACCCCAGUUGCACCCAUCAGCGCAGUUAGCUAAAAGACAGAUGACUUAUAAACAGUGGUGAAAACAUUACUGUUAACAACAUACUGCAUAGAAAUACCAUCAAAAAGCUUGAAUGUGGUGCUGGCUUCUCAUGUCAGUAGGACGGUCAGCAGCUGCCAUAUUGUAACAGCAAAGUAAUUACUCAGCACAAAUUUUGCUUCAAGUGUCAUUACUCAUAUCAGUCUGGCGUGUCAGAUUUUCAAAAAUAAUUUUAUAACCCUGAUCUUUUGGGUACCUUCCAAAGUGAAGCAUGUGGCACUUGCCAUCGAUAGUUUUACCCAUCUACCUCUCAUUGCCUUGUUUCCUUUGAAUAUUUUGAGUGGACAAAACUAUGGUACAAACACUGUGAUGUCUCAUAAUUCUUUUGACUAAAAAUGGAAAAGUUAUAUGUAUUAGUAGAAGCAUCUGUUAAGUGAUGCAAAGAGCAGGACAAGUGUAAGAGUUCAAUGUUAUUUAGGUCUUGCUAAUUGUCAUAUAAAUUAAAUUUUUCAUCAGUCUCUGAAUGCAAACAGCCUAUUGGUUAGUGUUUAAACUCAGAGGCAAGCACAUGAGCCCAUUCAGUACUCAUGCGAGGCAACAUAUUUCCCACAGUUGUGACCGGAUUGUUUUGAGAGCUGAUGACAGUAAGACCGUGAGAUGGGCACCACCCAUACAAAGAGCUGUCUCAUAUUCUCUGGCACUUUAAUUCCUAACAACCCUAAGAUGAUGGGACAGCCUUAUGUCCAUAGAAACAACCAGUGGUCAGAUUUAUGUAGCUAGAGGAGCUACAGGAAUGUUUCAUGUCUCAGUGUAUUUCUAUACUUUCUUUGUCAAACUGUGUAGGAGGCUGAACUCGGAGGUCUGGUUUGACAGCAAGCCAGACAAAAGGUAUAGCUGUUAGUGUGGGUCAGUGUUUUCGUCAAAUAUUUGUAUGCUCAGAUGCAGAAGUUAAAAGUACAACUAACCUCAUUUUAGUCAGCAUGCUAACAAAAUAUUUUGAACAAUUAAGAAUGUUUUUAUUUGCUGUUGACAUGUUUUCAAAGCUUGGGAAUGCCUGGAUUAAUUAAUGAGUCUCUGCAAUUGACUUUUCUCUGAAUUGAUCUCUAAAUAGGCAAUUUAUUUUCUUUAAACAAAUUUGACCUUUAUGCAGGAUACUUUUUUAAAUUUCAUCACCAUCAAGCAUAUUUAAAGUCCUUAGAGUAUUCAGUCAGAUCAGACAUGAAACAUUAAUUAGUGAAAUCAGCAGUGGUCAUUUCGUUCUCCCUUGUGACCUAGCAGCUAUGUGGCACUCUUUUUUUACUUAAUGAGUCAUUAUGUGGUUCCUAUAGAAUUUCCUCACUGAUGUCUUCUCGUGAGCUUAGACUUCUAAAGUUACAGGAUAAAGUCUUUACUCACUUUUAUAUAUAAUUUCCUUGAUCUCAUGUCCUUUUUCUAGUCUAUGCCAUUAUGCAGAAAACACUGAUGUUCUACACAACUUAUCUGGGUGGGGUUGAGGUUUAUUCUCUCAUUUUGUAUUUCUGCUGUUGCCAACAAGACCAAGCAGUUUUUAUUAUGUGCCUUGGUAUACGUUAAACGAUGAAAGGGUAAGAAGUCGUUAUGUAUGCAGAGUAACAUUUUCCUAUUUAUCCCAUUUUUUUCUGAGUUGGAGGUAAGCCUGCUGCUAUUUCUUUUUUUAAGCUUUGAUACUGCUUGGUAGUCUGUGUAGAGCAGCUUAUUCCAGAGUCAAGACCCAAGCAAUAAACCUCGUAUUUACUGGAGAAUUCAAUGUACAAAAAGUUGUGAAAGCUCACACAACUCAGGCCUAAACAUUCUGGAGUAGUUUUAUUCCUUAGCUUGAAAUCAUAGUGAACUGCAGUGAAACGAAUCUUGCCUUCACUAGACGUGCAAUGGCCUGGUAGCAAUAAGGGAUUACACAAACCUGUAACGGACUCCACGACAAAGUACUCAUUAAUAAUUUACGUAAUUCAGUUGAAUUAUUGAAACUGCUCAAAUCUUUAUCUUACACUAAUUUAAAGUUAUAUUGAAUCUCAAUGUCAUAAAGCAGAUUUAUAAUCUGUUAUUGAAAAGUCUACAUUUUAAAACUAAAACAAGUGAUAUUACAUGGUGAAUUAUUUGUGCAUUGCUAUUUUUUGGUGAAUCUCAAUAUAUGCAACUUGUUAAUCUCAAACAGCAUUUUUAUCUUCCCUGUUCACAAACUACACCCUCUUAAGAGCUUUCUUCCUAUACUUGUCAUGAUCGACUUCAACAAAAGUGAACAUUAAACUUUUUGUAGACCUAACAAUUUGUACAUAUAAUCUGAGUAGUAGACACCAUAUUAAAAAAAACCCCGAAUAUUGCGGUUGACAAGUGCCUUAAGUUUUCUUUGCAUUUUAAUGUCAUUUGGUCAGAUUUGAUAAAUUAGAUUUCAUGGCACUUUGCUUCCCACACACCCCACCUAAACCUUUGAACAAAUGCAAAUUCUUAAUCUGCCUGUAGGGAAAAUAGGUGAAGUUACUUCUCUCCAGGUGAUCUCUCCAAGUCAUCUAACCACCUACUCUCACUGUGCCUGUAGUUAGUAAAAUCCAACUGUAUAUGCUAUUCUGCUUGUUUAUCAGUUGAGACAUGUCAGUCGUAAUACUAGCAAGUCUGUGAAAUAAUUAAAUGAAGCCAGCAAGCAACCUGUAUGAAACAUUGCUGCAAAAUGUAACCUUGCAACAAGCUUUAGGUUCUGUGAUAACACUCCAAGAGAACUGUUUGAAAAACUUUGUAUAGUUUACAAAAAAUGUUUUAAAAAAAUAGCACAAUCAAACGGACAAAAGAAUAGGCUCAUACAAAGACUGUUUUUUGGGCAGCAAGACCUUUGUUCAGUCUGCCAGUAUGAUCAGUUUUAAGCAUAUUGAUGAUGGCACAAUCAAAAUGGGGAAAAGAGUUAUUUACAAAAAUGAAUUUGGCAUGCACACACACUUCAUGGAAUUUGUUUUUGAAAAAUAAAAGCAUUUAAACAGUUAAAUGCUUGGAGCCACUCGAACAAAUGUAUGUGGUAGAUAUGGUGUCCUAUAUUCAAUAAUUAUACAAUAUUUACAAUACUGUGUUUAUAGUACAGAAUCUGUGGAAGGUAGUUACAAAUAAAAGUUUAAAAAUGAUA